AUGGCUCGGCCGCCGCCCCUCGGGGAGCUGCCCCCCAGCUACGCACCCCCAGAUCGAACUUCAGCUCCCCAGACCUUAGCUGGAAGCCUGAAGGCUCCUCUCUGGCUUCGUACUUACUUCCAGGGACUGCUCUUUUCUCUGGGCUGCGGGAUCCAGAGACACUCUGGCAAAGUGCUCUUCCUGGGACUGUUGGCCUUUGGGGCCCUGGCGCUGGGUCUCCGUGGGGCCAUCAUUGAGACAGACCUGGAGCAGCUCUGGGUAGAAGUGGGCAGCAGGGUGAGCCAGGAGCUGCACUACACCAAGGAGAAGCUGGGGGAGGAGGCUGCGUACACCUCCCAGAUGCUGAUACAGACUGCGCGCCAGGAGGGGGAGAAUGUCCUCACGCCAGAGGCGCUCGGCCUCCACCUCCAGGCAGCCCUCAUAGCCAGCAAAGUGCAAGUCUCACUCUAUGGAAAGUCCUGGGAUUUAAACAAAAUCUGCUACAAGUCAGGAAUUCCCCUCAUUGAAAAUGGAAUGAUUGAGCGAAUGAUCGAGAAGCUGUUUCCGUGCGUGAUCCUCACCCCCCUUGACUGCUUCUGGGAGGGAGCCAAGCUCCAAGGGGGCUCUGCCUACCUACCGGGCCACCCCGAUAUCCAGUGGACCAAUCUGGAUCCAGAGCAGCUGCUAGAGGAGCUGGGCCCCUUUGCCUCCCUUGAGAGCUUCCGGGAGCUGCUAGACAAGGCGCAGGUGGGCCAGGCCUAUGUGGGGCGGCCCUGCCUGCACCCUGAUGACCUCCACUGCCCACCUAGUGCCCCUAACCAUCACAGCAGGCAGGCUCCCAACGUGGCUCAGGAGCUGAGCGGGGGCUGCCACGGCUUCUCCCACAAGUUCAUGCGCUGGCAGGAGGAAUUGCUGCUGGGGGGCAUGGCCAGAGACCCCCAAGGACAGCUGCUGAGGGCAGAGGCCCUGCAGAGCACCUUCCUGCUGAUGAGUCCCCGCCAGCUGUAUGAGCACUUCCGGGGUGACUACCAGACGCACGACAUUGGCUGGAGCGAGGAGCAGGCCAGCACUGUGCUGCAGGCCUGGCAGCGGCGCUUUGUGCAGCUGGCUCAGGAGGCCCUGCCGGAGAACACGACCCAGCAGAUCCAUGCCUUCUCCUCCACCACCCUGGAUGACAUCUUGCAUGCCUUCUCUGAAGUCAGUGCUGCCCGUGUGGUGGGAGGCUAUCUGCUCAUGCUGGCGUAUGCCUGCGUGACAAUGCUGCGGUGGGACUGUGCCCAGUCCCAGGGUGCCGUGGGCCUGGCCGGGGUGCUGCUGGUGGCCCUGGCCGUGGCCUCAGGCCUCGGGCUCUGCGCGCUGCUCGGCCUUGCCUUCAAUGCUGCCACCACCCAGGUGCUACCCUUCUUGGCGCUGGGCAUCGGUGUGGAUGACAUAUUCCUGCUGGCACAUGCCUUCACGGAGGCUUCACCUGGCACCCCUCUCCAGGAGCGCACGGGCAAAUGUCUGCAACGCACGGGCACCAGCGUCACACUCACGUCUAUCAAUAACAUGGUUGCCUUCUUCAUGGCGGCCCUAGUGCCCAUCCCUGCAUUGCGGGCCUUCUCCCUGCAGGCAGCCAUAGUGGUUGGCUGCAACUUUGCAGCCGUGAUGCUUGUCUUCCCAGCCAUCCUCAGCCUGGACCUGCACCGGCGCCACUGCCAGCGCCUUGAUGUGCUCUGCUGCUUUCCUAGCCCCUGCUCUGCUCGAGUGAUUCAGAUUCUACCCCAGGAGCUGGGAGACAGGACAGUCCCAGUGGGCAUUGCCCACCUGACUGCCACGGUUCAAGCCUUUACCCACUGUGAUGCAAGCAGCCAGCAUAUGGUCACCAUCCUGCCUCCUCAAGCCCACCUGGCACCCCCACCUUCUGACCCACUGGGCUCUGAGCUCUUCAGCCCAGGAGGGUCCACACGGGACCUUCUAGGCCAGGAGGAGGGGACAAGGCAGAAGGUGGCCUGCAGGUCCCUGCCCUGUGCCCACUGGAAUCUUGCCCACUUCGCCCGCUAUCAGUUUGCACCCUUGCUGCUCCAAUUACACACCAAGGCCCUGGUGCUGGUGCUCUUUGGGGCUCUUCUGGGCCUGAGCCUCUACGGAGCAACCUUGGUGCAGGAUGGCCUGGCCCUGACCGAUGUGGUGCCUCGGGGCACCAAGGAACAUGCCUUCCUGAGCGCCCAGCUCAGGUACUUCUCCCUGUAUGAGGUGGCCCUGGUGACCCAGGGUGGCUUCGACUACGCCCACUCCCAACGCGCCCUCUUUGAUCUACACCAGCACUUCAGUUCCCUCAAGGCCGUGCUGCCCCCGCCAGCCACCCAGGCACCCCGCACCUGGCUGCACUAUUACCGCAACUGGCUAGAGGGAAUCCAGGCUGCGUUUGACCAGGACUGGGCUUCUGGGCGCAUUACCCGCCACUCCUACCGCAAUGGCUCAGAGGAUGGGGCCCUGGCCUACAAGCUACUCAUCCAGACCGGGGAUGCCCAAGAGCCCCUGGAUUUCAGCCAGCUGACCACAAGGAAGCUAGUGGACAAGGAGGGCCUGAUUCCCCCGGAGCUCUUCUACGUGGGGCUGACUGUGUGGGUUAGCAGUGACCCCCUGGGUCUGGCAGCCUCACAGGCCAACUUCUACCCGCCACCCCCUGAAUGGCUGCAUGACAAGUACGACACCACCGGGGAGAACUUUCGCAUCCCGGCGGCCCAGCCCCUGGAGUUUGCCCAGUUCCCCUUCCUGCUACGCGGCCUCCAGAAGACAGCAGACUUUGUGGAGGCCAUUGAGGGGGCCCGGGCAGCAUGCGCAGAGGCAAGCCGGGCUGGGGUGCGCGCCUACCCCAGCGGCUCCCCCUUCCUCUUCUGGGAGCAGUAUCUGGGCCUCCGGCGCUGCUUCCUGCUGGCCGUCUGCAUCCUGCUGGUGUGCACUUUCCUUGUCUGUGCCCUGCUGCUGCUCAACCCCUGGAUGGCUGGCCUCAUAGUGCUGGUGCUGGCCAUGAUGACUGUGGAGCUCUUUGGCAUCAUGGGUUUCCUGGGCAUCAAGCUGAGCGCCAUCCCCGUGGUGAUACUCGUGGCCUCUGUAGGCAUCGGCGUGGAGUUCACGGUCCACGUGGCCCUGGGCUUCCUGACCACCCAGGGGAGCCAAAACCUGCGGGCCGCCCGGGCCCUGGAGCACACGUUUGCCCCCGUGACCGAUGGGGCCGUCUCCACGUUGCUGGGUCUGCUCAUGCUUGCUGGCUCCAGCUUUGACUUCAUCGUAAGGUACUUCUUCGUGGUGCUGACGGUCCUCACACUCCUGGGCCUCCUCCAUGGGCUCGUGCUGCUGCCUGUGCUGCUGUCCAUCCUGGGUCCCCCGCCAGAGGUGGUACAGAUCUACAAGGAGAGCCCAGAGAUUCUGAGCCCCACAGCUCCACAAGGAGGGCUCAGGUGGGGCGCAUCUCCCACCCUGCCCCAGAGCUUUGCCAGAGUGACUACCUCCAUGACCGUGGCCCUGCACCCGCCCCCACUGCCUGGUGCCUACAUCCACCCAGCCUCGGAGGAGCCUGCUUGGUCCUCUGCUGCCACCCCAGCUGCCUAUGUCCCCGACAACCUCAGUUCUAGGGGACUGUGUACAGAUACUGAGUGA
Molecule: messenger RNA, 3621 nt
Organism: Trichechus manatus latirostris (Florida manatee)
Lineage: Eukaryota; Metazoa; Chordata; Mammalia; Sirenia; Trichechidae
Gene: PTCH2
Product: patched 2
Exons: 22
Coding region: 1-3621 (1206 amino acids)
Biological process (GO): negative regulation of smoothened signaling pathway
Cellular component (GO): plasma membrane
Molecular function (GO): hedgehog receptor activity; hedgehog family protein binding; smoothened binding
Source: RefSeq, a predicted model, not a curated record